AUGAGCGAUAGGAACAGCAGCAGCGGCAGCAGGCUCCGCCGGUGGCUGAAGGCGCCGGUCCGCAUGCUGAGCCGCGCAUGCGACUGCUACGUGCGUUGCAUGACCAGCUGCGCCGACGGGGUGCAGCAUGGCGGCGCGCUCGGGUACCACGCGGCCGCGCCGCUGCCGAGGGCGAGCGGCGACGACGACUUGCGGGAUCUCAUACGGGCGAAUUCGGUGUCCCGCAUGGGCGAAGAACUCAAAUGGGCGUUGCCGCAGCCGACGAUGGCGCCGAGGAGCCAAAGCAUGGCCAUCGGGAGGAUCGACGAGGACCGGCCUUGCGAGUUCGAGGACGACGUGAAGCUUGGCUCGGACUACCUGCUUCCGAGGAGCCGGAGUUAUCCAAAGAGGAGGGUGGCAGCGUUGCGUUGA
This is a messenger RNA of Musa acuminata AAA Group (dessert banana), 411 nucleotides long. RefSeq lists its product as uncharacterized. The record is from RefSeq and is a predicted model, not a curated record. Lineage: Eukaryota; Viridiplantae; Streptophyta; Magnoliopsida; Zingiberales; Musaceae. The coding region runs from base 1 to 411 and encodes 136 amino acids. The transcript has a single exon.